CAAAUGGAAAUUAUGAAAAAAGAGACCAUUUCGGGUUUGGAGCGGGAAGAAGGCUUUGCACUGGAAUUCAUAUGGCAUGCCGAGAGAGAACUUUUAUUAGGAAUAUCCCGUCUUCUUUGGUGUUUUAGAAUAGAAAAUGCAUCACCAUUAGAUAAUGAUG
Molecule: messenger RNA, 160 nt
Organism: Dentiscutata erythropus
Lineage: Eukaryota; Fungi; Glomeromycota; Glomeromycetes; Diversisporales; Gigasporaceae
Source: the annotation of a GenBank genome assembly